AUGGACGUAAAACUAGAAACGAGAUCAAAAACUCGAGAAAGAAAACGGUUUGCAUUGCGUGGACUAGAAGACACAACAGAAGAAUGCAGAGUAAUAGAAAAUUAUACCGAUGUGAAGACAGAUAACAACGAAAAAGAAAAAUAUAGUCCUUUAAAUCAUAGUAGCGAAAAGAAAUUUUUUUCAUCAAAAUCUAGCAGUUCUAGAAAUAUUGAGGAUCAAAAGGUCAAAAAGAAAACAAAAGAAGAAGUUGAUGAAACUCUGGCUGACGUGUCAAUCAGUGUCAGCAAACCAAAAGAUAUGACACCAAACCCUUUAUUUAUUCACAACUUUCCUGAAAAAGUACCCCUAACUGUGAAUAGUGUUGAUCCAAUACUUUUUAACGCUCUUAGACACGCUUUAAAAUGUCCUGCUUCUAGCUCAGAUCAAUGUGGAGUAAACAAGUGUACAGUAGCAAAAAAUUUUCUAUUUAGAGGACUGAUACAUGCUGAUAUCUGCGAAAUUAAAUGCGACUUCUUGUUGUGCAAAAAUAUGAAAUCUAUUUUACAGCAUGUGCGAUUUUGUAAAAAUAACAAUUAUAUAUGCAAAACAAAGCAGUUUGUUCUUAAGCUAUGUGAGUUUCAUCAAAACACUUGUGUUAAUCAACCUUGCGAUAUUGAACUAUGUAAGGAUAUUGGCGUCUCUCCUGUAGAAUCGUUUACUCAAAGCAGUUCUUCAUACGGAGGACUACCAACAUGUGUACCUGUAAACAAUUCUCAAUGGUCUAACUGUGCUUUGCCAACAUUUUCAAAUCCUCAGUUUUCUCAUGUGAUGGGAAACCUUCCACUCUACCCAACUGAAUAUACUUUAAAUAUGCAAAGUAAUGAUUCAAAUAUGAUUUAUCCGGGCAUGUCAACUAAUCAAAUGAGUUACAACCUUUGGUCGCACAGAGAAUCAGAAUAUAGAAAUGAUAUGUCUCGUUUAAAUCUUAAUGUAGCUCAUGAUGCUUUUAUGUUAAGGGAAGACGUUUAUGCUAAUAGUAAUAUCAACGAUAAUAGUUCACGUAACGUCGAGGAAUCUAAUUAUACCAUGGCUGCAAACUUUGCGGAUAUGCAAGAGAUUUAUUUUGGACAGUCCAAUAAACGAGUUUUUAGUGAACAGCCAAGAUUGGAAAUGUCAGAAUGGGCUAAAAUAAAUUUUAUGAAGAAAGAAGAAACGCAAAAAGAGUUGGUUGUAACAUCAGGGAUUGCUGAUCAAGAAGAAAAUAAGAAACAGUUCAACAUUGUUCGUCCAACAUCAAUUCCCCCAAUAGAGAUAUAUAAAAACUGGUUACAGACCCCACGACCGUUUCUUUGAAACCAUGUAAAGCACGCUCGUUGAAUGGUAUAUUCA
Messenger RNA from Hydra vulgaris (swiftwater hydra), 1368 nucleotides. RefSeq lists its product as uncharacterized. The record is from RefSeq and is a predicted model, not a curated record. Lineage: Eukaryota; Metazoa; Cnidaria; Hydrozoa; Anthoathecata; Hydridae.